Messenger RNA from Peronospora matthiolae, 381 nucleotides. Lineage: Eukaryota; Oomycota; Peronosporomycetes; Peronosporales; Peronosporaceae. The record is from the annotation of a GenBank genome assembly.
AUGGAGGUGGAGGAGGAGGAAAGACGCUCUCCACACGAUCAUGGGGAUCAAUGUGUUCCCGAGAGCUUCUUUGAUCGCGUAACGCAAGGGUUACGCGACGAUCUCGAACAUGAGCGGGACAGGCGUCUCCAAAUGGCGGACACUGUCUCGAAGCAUCGAGCUGAGUUUGCCUUUGCUCAGCUUGAGAACGAGAGAUCUCUGACAUCUCUUCGUGACGAGCUAAGGGUAGCUCGUGGGAUUGUUGAUCGGUCUCGGGAUGAGAUAGCUGCUCUUCAGACCCUUGUUGAUGCCCACCAUCGGGAGCACAAGGCUCUCUGCGAGAUGCUUGAGCGCAAGGGCGUUCUUCAUCGGAAGAAGCAGCGUACUGAUGGUACGGCUUAA